CUGAUUUCAUUUCUAAUAAUCGGUUUUCCCGUUUUUCCUCUUCUUCUUUCCCCACACUAUUCUGUUAAUUCAGAUCAAACUUGUUUAUCAUCGCAAUCUAGGGUUUUUCUUUUCUACUUUUACUUUCCUAAACUUCAUUUCUGUUCUGGGUUUCUUCUUCUCCUCCUCCUCCCGCCGUUUGAGCUUAAAUCCAUAAAUAUUAAUCACUAUAUAAAUUGUUCUAAAUUUUAGGUUUUUCAUCCUUUCCAAUAAGUUAACGAUGAUGCUCAGGAGUGGGAAACGUUUAAUCAGCUACGAUGAAGAACAGGACAAGAAUAACAUGGCAAAAUUUACUAAAAUCGAUGAUGAUUCUUCUAGUCCACACGUUCCUGAAGAACUGAUUAUCGAAAACAUUCUGAUCAGAUUACCAGCUCGGGAUCUCUCCAUAUGCAGCUGCGUGUGUAAGUCAUGGUACAAUUCAAUUCUUAAAGAUCCAAGAUUUGCUUCCUCUCAUUUUGUUCAAAAUAAAAACAGAUUAAACCUAGUCUUCAGUCUCCUGAAUGCAGUUAUAAAAAAGUGGGAUCAGGCUUACUUUUUUAGUUUAGACGAAGAAGAAAAGGAUAAAGAUGACAAAUUUCUUCUUAAUAUUAACGGCCGUAUCCUACUUAGGCGCAAAUGAAAUAGUAGGUUGUUGUAAUGGUUUAGUUUGUAUGAAAAGAGCGAGUAGCAGUACUCAUGGUAGAGGUGUUAUUAGUGUUGUUAACCCUACCAGAGGUGAAACAUUUGGCCUUACCUAUUUAACUCCUACCAGUACCGGAGGAGGACUCUGCAUAUAUUUGUGUCAUGGUUUUGGUUUGGAUUCAUUUUCAGAAGAAUAUAAGGCUGUGAUUAUUUAUCCUACUACAACUUCAACACUAUCCGGUGAUCAGGAGUUUGUUUGCCUGGUCCUUACAAUGGGAGGAACUUAUGCACGGAGAAAGAUAGUUAUUGGUGCUGUUCAAAUUUCACCACCACCAGGUUCUUCCUCUCCUUUCCCAAGUCCAAUGGUAACAAUAACAUCCAGAGGUACAGCCGCCACCCUUUACGGGGGUUACCUUGUUUGGCGGAUAACUAAUACUACACCUAGCAACAAUGAUAAGAUCGAUAUGCUGCUCUCGUUUGACAUCCACAACGAGAAGAUUCACUUCAUUCGUCUACCAACUGAAUGUAGUCCGACCCCGACGACGACAGUGGGAGAUGAUGACCAAUGUUUAAUAGUUGAUCACCAUCUUCUGGAGUUUAAAGGGUAUCUUUGUGUUGCACGCUCUGAGAAGAUAAUGAUACGCUACAACAGUCAUUAUCUGUGUCAUGGUCAGAGUAGAAGCUCUUGUUGUGGUGGUUUUAAGGUUCAUCUGUUUAUAUUGAAGGACAAGGUCAACCAAGUAUGGAUCAAGGGGGAGACUUUCGAUCUUCAAAUUAAGGAGGAAGACUUACUACCAGAUCCCAUAAGUUGUUAUUUUGAUACUACUAACACUACUAGUACUACCCCGCCUACCCGUAUACUGAGUUUCUCUGAUCAGCUGUUAUUGUAUUGGUUCGACGGGGAUUAUCUAUUACUCUACAAUCUGCAAUUGAAACAGCUCAAGGUGGUGAAAUGCUCCGGCUCAAGUAAUGAGCAAAAUCGUGAUAUUUUUGAAACUAAGAUGAAAAAAGGGAUCCGCCGAGGACGUCAUAUUGGUGAUGAUGAUAAUAUUAAUUCCCCGUACAUGGAUUAUCAGCUGCAGGCCCAAGCGGAGAACAUCCUUUCUCUGAAAACCUUCAUUCCUGAAGGAGAAACUACUAAAUUUAAUACUUUCAAUGAUUUUCGACAGUCUCUCGAAAACGGAGGAAAAGUACCUGCAGGUUGGCAACACUCAGUCAUUUUGUUUUCGCAUUCUGAUAGUUCAUUCAAUUUGAUGGUGAUUGAGGGUGAUGUUUUGGGGCCACUAUUCAGUUCGAUAGAGCUAUUGAGUCGGAUCCUCGCCAGAAGACAUGUAAGGUAUGAUGGACCAGAGCAGUUUUGCCUAGAUGUUGCACAAAAUCCUAACGACACAGGAGUCUGUAUGGUGUUUCCUUUGUGAAGGUCAAUUUUGUGGAGAAGAUGAACCAAGAAAGAAAUUCUUAGAGAUAUGCUUGCACUCAAAGCAGAGAUUGAGAAUAUGAAACAGAAAUUGUAACGUGUAAGGUCUGGAAUUGAAUAUGAGAAGAAGAACAUGCACAAAACUUUGAGCAUGGCCAGGCAAUGAAACAGAAUUUGAUUGUAAUAUCUCGAGAGGUAGAAAAGUUAACAACGGAGCUGGCUGAUGCUGAAAAGAGAGCACGAGCUUCUGCUGUUGUUGGUAACGCAGGUUGUCAAGCUUAAGAAUAUCUAACUAGAAAACUCCCUCAAAACUCAAUAGGAUGGAACUCCUAUGUGUUUGUGGUUGUUUUCCAAGUCUUUAGUGCAAUCAGGGUUUGCACAAAUUUGGUGAAUCCACCUAAAAGCAUACGAGUGGUCUUGACCAGACCGAGCAUUCUAAUAGUUCCAACAUCACCCUUUUGUCAAUAUGGAUUAAAAGCUGUAUAUUGAAACAGACUACUGAGCAUCAUUUUUCUUUUUGCAGAAUAUUUGCACUACUGAUGAAAAAUCGCACUAUCAAGGUCACCACCUUAAAUACCAAGUGGAGUGUGUUCAAAAGACAUUAUGGCUUCAUAAAACUAACCACACCUUCUUUUAGAGUACAAAAAGAGCAGCGAUGGCGACAUUUAUGACAAGACAUCGUGGCUUGCAUAUGUGACAGUUGCCCAGCCACUACCAUGGCUGCUUGAUAUAUGUAGUUUUGAUAAAAGUGAAUAAUGAUGUAAUAAAUCAAAACAAAACAAAAAAUGAAAAUACUAAAAGCACCCCUUUGUUAGAGUUAUUCCCUCCCACCAACAGUAUCCAAUCCUAUAUCCCGGGGAAGAUUCUAAUGUCAUAAAUUCGGUUUAUCCCAAUCAAUCCGUAUAAGUAAUUUACUCUUAUUCUUCUUCUUGUUGAAUAAAUUAUUCGACUUCGUUUUGUAUUUGUCUAUCUUUCGAUAAUACCCACGAGAAGAACAUAACAAGAAAACACUUUCAACUUGAGUGUUCUUUUUUUGAUCAGUUUCAACUUGACUGGUUGGUGAAGUUCAAUCAUUGAUAUUGGUGCAAAUUUUGAUUGUGAUGAAGUCCCACGGAUUCAUUUUUUUGUUAAUUGUUACUCUUGGUUCUAUGAGCUUUGGAGAAGCAGAGAAAAGAACACUUGGAGAUCAGCCACUUUCAAAAAUUGCUAUUCAUAAGGCAGUAGUUGCUCUUCACAGUUCAGCUUAUGUUAAAGCUUCUCCUUCUAUUCUUGGAUCAAGGGGAGAGAAUACUGAAUGGGUGACUGUUCAGUUUAGCUCACCAAACCCUUCAAAUGAUGAUUGGAUUGGAGUCUUUUCUCCGGCUAAUUUCAGUGCUGCCACUUGUUCACCUGAAAAUACUAGAGUGAAUCCUCCAUUUCUGUGCACAUCACCUAUUAAGUACCAAUUUGCGAAUUACUCCAGCCCAGACUACAAGAAAAGUGGGUCUGGAAAAUUGAAAUUACAAUUGAUCAACCAAAGGGGAGACUUUUCAUUUGCACUUUUUUCAGGUGGCCUCACUAAUCCAAAGUUGAUCGCAGUCUCAAAUGAAGUAGCUUUUCAGAAUCCAAAUGCACCUGUUUACCCACGUUUGGCCCAAGGGAAAGCUUGGAAUGAAAUGACUGUAACUUGGACAAGUGGAUAUGGGAUUAACAAAGCAGAACCAUUUGUUGAAUGGGGUCGACAAGGAGGAGAGAAGAUGCGUACUCCCGCUGGAACAUUGACAUUCAGUCGUAAAAGCAUGUGUGGUGCACCAGCAAGAACUGUUGGGUGGCGGGAUCCUGGUUUCAUACACACAAGUUUUCUGAAGGAACUGUGGCCCAACUCAGUGUAUUCAUACAAGCUGGGGCAUAAGUUGCUCAAUGGUACUUUUGUUUGGAGUCAGGAAUAUAAAUUCAGGGCAUCUCCUUAUCCUGGUCAGGACUCAGUACAGCGUGUCGUUAUUUUUGGCGAUAUGGGAAAGGCUGAAGCUGAUGGAUCAAAUGAAUAUAACAAUUAUCAGCCUGGUUCACUUAAUAACACCAGAGAGAUUAUUCGGGACCUUAAUAAUACAGAUAUAGUUUUUCAUAUUGGAGAUAUAUGUUAUGCAAACGGUUACCUUUCACAGUGGGAUCAGUUUACGUCACAGGUGGAGCCUAUUACCUCGGUUGUUCCUUACAUGGUCGCAAGUGGAAACCACGAAAGAGAUUGGCCCGGAACAGGGUCCUUCUAUGGGAAUACAGAUUCAGGUGGUGAAUGUGGUGUGCCAGCUGAAACCAUGUAUUACGUUCCUGCAGAUAACAGAGCUAAGUACUGGUAUUCAACGGAUUAUGGAAUGUUUAAGUUCUGCAUAGCUGAUACAGAACAUGAUUGGAGAGAGGGUACAGAGCAAUACAAGUUCAUUGAAGAGUGCUUCGCAUCAGCUGAUAGACAAAAACAACCAUGGCUGAUCUUUCUAGCACAUAGAGUUCUUGGUUAUUCUUCCGGUUCAUGGUAUGCCGAGCAAGGAUCAUUUGAAGAACCAAUGGGAAGAGAGAGUCUCCAAAAACUCUGGCAGAAGUACAAAGUCGAUAUAGCAGUGUAUGGCCAUGUACACAACUACGAAAGGACAUGUCCUGUGUACGAGAAUAUAUGCACCACUAAUGAGAGGUCACACUAUCAGGGUCCUUUGAACGGAACCAUUCACGUCGUUGCUGGUGGUGGAGGUGCUGGACUCGCGAAAUUCACAACCCUAAAGACCAGGUGGAGUUUGUUCCAAGAUUAUGAUUUUGGCUUCUUAAAACUAACAGCUUUUGACCAUUCGAACCUUCUUUUCGAGUACAAAAAGAGCAGUGAUGGAAACGUCUACGAUUCUUUCACUAUAUCCCGAGAUUACCGAGACAUCUUGGCCUGCACAGUUGACAGUUGCCCAAGUAUGACAAUGGCCUCAUGAUAUAUGAAAUGAAGUGCUUUUGGAAUUCAUGGGUUUGUUCAAAUAGUAUAAGCACCUUAUUGUCAGAUUUAUUAUUCCCACACAGUAGAGCAAUAAUGAAUUAGAUAUCAUUUUCACUGCACAAAAUUGACUACUUUUUGAGCACUAAAUCUUUGAGAUCAAAGAUUACACUUGUGAAUAUGAUGUCAACAAUUAAGGCAGUCGUUUGAGCAAGUCACAUACAAACGUGUGAAUUCAAUUUCAACGCUCUAAUUUGUUUA
This is a messenger RNA of Papaver somniferum (opium poppy), 5285 nucleotides long. RefSeq names its product probable inactive purple acid phosphatase 1. The record is from RefSeq and is a predicted model, not a curated record. Gene Ontology annotation, molecular function: acid phosphatase activity; metal ion binding. Lineage: Eukaryota; Viridiplantae; Streptophyta; Magnoliopsida; Ranunculales; Papaveraceae. Bases 3178 to 5025 code for a protein of 615 amino acids. The transcript has 17 exons.